Halteromyces radiatus is the source of this 2043-nucleotide messenger RNA. RefSeq lists its product as uncharacterized. Gene Ontology annotation, molecular function: protein binding. The record is from RefSeq and is a predicted model, not a curated record. Lineage: Eukaryota; Fungi; Mucoromycota; Mucoromycetes; Mucorales; Cunninghamellaceae. The transcript has 2 exons. The coding region runs from base 1 to 2043 and encodes 680 amino acids.
AUGCUUCAUUGUUUUGAUGAACCUCUACUUUCUCGACCACAAAGACUGAUCAAGACACGCCAUAUUCACUCUCAACAGCGAUCUCGAUUAUAUUCCACUUGUGCAGCUGUAUCAUCCUCUUCCAAUUCCACAUUAUCUUCAUUAUCAACAACUACCGAUCUUCAUGAUAAACCCAACAAAACUCGUUCUUUCGACAUACCCCCACCUGCUCGACUUUAUGGUGCACUAGCAAUUUUCAAUCGGACAGAUCAUGUAGUUCUAUCUCAUCUUGAAGAAGCCUUACGAUUACAACAAGCUGAAAAAGCAUGGCAACUAUUUUAUCUCAUGACUGUACCCUAUCACCAUUGUACUGAUCUAUAUGCACUACUAUUGUUUGCUCAAGAACUGACGACUCAUCCGGAUGUGAUUGCGAUGCGACAACAACAACUGGACAAGGUAGCGACUUAUGUAGAAGAACAACUAGGACAGCCCAAGCAUUUAUUUAUAGAAUCGAUCUCUCGCCGGCCUAUUCCCACAUACAAAAAGUUUCAGCAAGCCUUACGACGCAAACAUAGGAUAUUAGCAUGGCGAUAUUAUUUACAACUGUUGGAAGAAGAUAAGCUGGCGGCGCCGAUGAUGAUAACACGGAAUCGUUAUUUGAAAUUAUUAUCUUUAUUGAUGGGUACAAGCCGAUAUUAUCUCAAGGAGUAUCGACGACAGGCAAUGGUACAUAAGGUGACAACUCAACAUGAAGGCAUACCUUGUGAAUAUGGUAGAACACUGACGGCGGAAGCGAUAGAAUGGAUAGCCAAGAUAUAUUGUCAAUACGAUCAUGAACGACCCAAACUAGGACGAAAACUGGUUAAAGAAUUUCUUCGCCAACAUCCUGAACCUGCUCCAGAUACCAUCGAUGAAUUGAUUUGGCGUGUGAUUCCUUAUGAUUUACGGACAGCUCAAAUGAUUUUGGACACCAUGCAUACCCGGGAUUUAAUUCAAAACGAAACGACUUACUGCAACCUCAUCAAGGCUUAUUCAUCACAACGGAAAUACAGUAAUGCUCUCAGUGUGUUUGAACAGAUGCUUUCCAUUGGUGUGACUCCUUCUAUCGUAUCAUUCAAUGCUGUAUUACAUACUUUUGCCAAACAAGGACUUACGGAACAAGCGGUUUAUAUUUGGGAUACAAUACAUUCUAGACAACUUAUUCCUGAUGCUGCCACAUUUAGUGAAAUGAUUCUCUGUUUUGGUCAUAGUGGACAUUUGAAAAUGUGUCUUCAUUAUUAUCAUCUCAUGGUACAACAACAAAUGCAACAACAACAACAAUUAUUAUUGAUGAAGAAGGAUACAACAACUACGACAACAACAACAACAAAUUCUGUAGUGACACCCAAUUUGUAUACAUUUAGCAUACUGAUUGAAGCUUAUGGAAAACGGAACGAUUUAAGGGGCGUGUUGAAAUGGUUUCAUACAUUAUUACGGCAAGGAUUGACACCAAAUGAAGUAAUUGUAUCGAAUGUUCUCAAGGCACUAGGGAAACAUCAUCACCAACACAACAUGAUGGAAGCUGUACAACGUAUCGCCAAACAAUGCAUGAUGGCUGGCAUCAAAUCUGAUACGGUAUUAUAUACCUUACUAUUGACAUUACAAGCAACAUCAAUUUCAUCAACUAUAUCACGAUCAUCAUCAUCAUCAUCAUCAUCAUCAUCAUCAACAAUAGAUGACAGUGAAUUGAAUUUCGUGUUACAAUCGCAUCGUGAAAUGUUGGCAAAAUGUGUGGAACCCAACGCUUAUACCUAUACAGCAUUGAUCGGAUUAUGUGGACAACAUGGAUAUAUGGAUACAGCUCAACAGAUCUUUGAUUUGAUGCAACAAUCAGAACAACAUCAACCUACGACAGCGACUUAUUGUGCUAUGUUGGAAUUAUGUCGUGUGAUGAAUCAAAAAGAGCAAGUAGAUCUUCUCUUGUAUGAUUUUUUGGUUCAAAGUAAAUCAAAUGGAACUCAUGGCAAUCGAUUAUGGGUAGAUACCAGAUUAAGAAACCAAUUCCGGUGUUACCAUGGCUGUUAG